Prorocentrum cordatum is the source of this 2172-nucleotide messenger RNA. The record is from the annotation of a GenBank genome assembly. NCBI's taxonomy places the organism in Eukaryota, Dinophyceae, Prorocentrales, Prorocentraceae.
AUGAGAUCUUCUGGCGGCGGCAGAGGCAAGGGCGGGAAGCUUGGCGCCGAGAGCAAGGGCAAGGACAACGUGCCUGCUGCCAGGGACGAUGACAUCAUGAGCUCCAUGGGCGGCGGCAGCGCGAUGCACGUCAAGCCUGAGACGACGCCCGCCGCGAAGCCGCGCCGUGUGUCAGGAGCUUCGUUGGCAGCGGCAGCGGUGAUUUCUCCAGCAUCGGCGAAUGCCCCGCAGAAGGCCACCAUCGAUGCCAAGCCCUACUUGACGAACGUCGGCGUGGAGGCCUACGCAGACGAGCUCCUCGAGGCCCCUCAUAAGUGUGGUCGUACUGGGUGCCCCAACACCCUGGCCAAAGCUGGUAACCACGACGAGUUCAAGUGCAAUGUGUGGGGUAAUUACAGCUUCGAGUGGAAGAAGGUCGACUUCCCAGCGGGGCCAGCGCGCUGGGAUUGCGGGCCUGCGUGCGACCCCUUUGCUUUCAUCGGGAACCCUGGGGCGGUGAUCGCCAAGUGCAACGAGGGCCAGGACCAUUUCAAGCAGAGCCACGAGGUCGAGGGCUUCAAGCUCUCGCGGAUCGACAACCCCGACGACCCGACCAGCAAGAUGCAGGUGUUUCUGGUCAACGAUGCCGAGCGGCUCGCCGACGUCGGCGUCAUCGUCGAGUACGGCGUCUCGCGCUCCACGACCGAGGACGAGUAUCGGCUGAUGGCGGACAACCAGUUGGUGGCGUCCCAGGGCAAGGGCUUCUUUGCCGAGAUGGUUCGCCCGAGUGGGCAGGAGGGUGCCCAGUGCAAGCGGCGCCGCCUGCAGGACAUCAGCUGCGACGCUUGCGCCCCCAGGCCCGUGCUUUCUCCCGCUGGCGAUGGCGAGCCAGCCGACGGCGCGGAAGCCGCCGAGGAUGGCGGUGAUUUGCCAAUGUCCCAGGAGGAGCAGCAGGCUAAGCAGCCUGCCAAGUACGGCUACUGGACCAAUCUUACCAGGGGAAGGUGGGGCUUUGUGGCGACUGUGGUCGGUUGCAGAGCCGAUGACGAAGACAAGAACGAUGACGAGGACGAUGCCGCUUCCACGGUGUCGGGUGGCGGUGGUGGUCAGCUCAAGCUUGGGGGGAACUUCGAGAGCAUGUUGCAGGAGAGGCUCAGGGCCAUCAAUCUCACCACCAUCGCGAGUGGACGGAACAACCUUGGGCACGAGAGGGCGCGUCUGAAGGCCAGGGGAGACACGUUCAGCGGGUCAUCCAACCAGGUCGAGACCGAUGCCGCGGGGUUCAUCACGAAGCGCCUCGACUUGGCAGUGUACGCAGAGGACUUGUCGAACCGAGAGUUGCUGCACACGUUGCCUCCAGAUGUGUUCGAGACAAAGGUGACAGCGUUAGUUUCGACGGGCAUGGUGAUACCAGUUUCGCUUGCAGUCGAGAUCGGCAACCGCGCGGCAUCAGCCUUGGGGGCAGAGAUAGUGAGCGGCAGCUCGGAUGACAUCGUGGGGUUCUUCAAGAUCGUAUUGCCGACGGCGCUGGUGUCGGUUGAGGGCGAGGAGCAGCUGCAAUGUCCCGAGGGCGAGCUUGGCUUUGAUUGGCGGGGCCCGCGCGGGUACCGGAUCCCUGGUGAUGCAGCGGCGAAGACGGUCAGGUUUGAGAGCGCGACCUUCCCCUAUUUGCGGUGCCCGCUGCUGCGGAGUUGGGCCACGUCGCGAACUACAGGGCAGUGCAUCGGCAUGUGUCAGAAGAUCGACCAAGUCUUGAUCAACUCAAUGGGGGAGGACGUCGAUGGGGCGAUCCAGUUGAGCGUGAACUCUGCGGUGGAGUGUUUGCGGGCCGCCCAGUACGUCAUGGACCCCGACCCGUUGAACUUCAAGUUCGCGGCCGACUUCGACGCGCUGUCGGCGGCCGAGCCGCCCUCCGACGGUCAGUGGAAGGGCCUGAGGUUCUACUUCAACGAGCGGAUGUGCGAGACGGCCGCCUUCGCCAACAACGUGGUGUCCAUCAAGAAGACCAAGGUGACCCACCCGCCCAGCGUGGACAAUAUCAGGUUUGCCACGAUGGUCCUCGAGGACCAGGCCGACCCGAUAGAAGUCAUGCCUAAGCUUGAGGAGCGCAUCAAGAACAUGGCAACGUUGAGGAAGAACUCGCGAGAGGGUGCCACCAAGGUGCUCGAGGUGAAGCUCAUGGCCUACCUGGAG